Molecule: messenger RNA, 1237 nt
Organism: Exophiala mesophila
Lineage: Eukaryota; Fungi; Ascomycota; Eurotiomycetes; Chaetothyriales; Herpotrichiellaceae
Exons: 4
Coding region: 121-870 (249 amino acids)
Source: RefSeq, a predicted model, not a curated record
CCAAUAUCCAAUAUCCAGUAUCUAGACAACCAAGAACAGCACAUCAUCUAUACAUUUCCAUUUUUAUGUCAUAUCCUUAUACCAUCCAGGUCCAGUAAGCCCUAAACCGCCCCCCCGAGAAUGCCUCCAAAACCCUACGCCAUCAUCGCGGGCGUUGGCGCCGGCACUGGCGCAGCAGUCGCGAAACGUUUCGCAAAGGCAUAUUCAGUGGUACUACUAUCUCGAAGUACUGACAGUUUCUCGGCAUUGGAAAAAGAGAUUAAUGAUUCGGGAGGUGAUGCGGUUGGAAUUGCGACUGAUGUUGUAGAUGAGAAUGGAGUUGCGAAUGCGUUGAAGAUUGUGGAUGAGAGGUUUGGGAGGGAUGCGAUUUGUACGGCCGCGAUAUUCAAUGCUGCUGGCAAGCUUGCUGUCAAGCCCUUCCUCGAAUUAACGACUGAUGCUUUUCUCGCUCCUCUGGAUGUUAAUGUUAAAGGUGGUUUUCACUUCUCGCAGGCCAUCCUCCCACGCCUGCUCAGAACGGCCGAGUCCUCCAAAACAACAACCUACCCACCGACUUUGAUCUUCACCGGCGCCACAGCGUCGCUUAAAGCAUCGGCGAAUUUCUCCUCUUUUGCCGUCAGCAAAUUCGCUACACGUGCACUGGUCCAAUCGCUGGCGCGCGAGUUUGGUCCAAAAGGUGUCCAUGUUAGUCAUGCGAUCAUCGACGGUAUCAUAGACACUCCGGCGACCAAGGACUAUAUGAAGGACGCUGGGCCGGAUGCCAAGAUUGAUCCGGAGACGAUCGCCGAGACGUACUGGUAUCUACACACCCAGCCAAAGUCGGGAUUCACACAUGAAUUGGAAAUCAGACCUAGCAGUGAGAGGUGGUAGGAGUUUCGUCCAUUGAUCGAACGUGCGGUCCAGAACAACGAUCAAGGCAGGAUAUCAUGAAGGCGUCUAGCUUGUGACAUGGAGCGAAGGGCUUGGAACUGUCAGAAGUGGUGACAUUUCUACCAUAUCCAGGAUCUUGGUGGCGAUAUUUUGCUGAUAGGAGAAUUGACUGCUUGAUGUUCAAUAUGGUCUGUAUCUUCCUUCUGUGUGUUUCUUUGAUUUGGAAGUUUUGGAUGGCGUAGACGAAGAAGCAUCACCUUCAGAGGCACGGAAUGCGGCAACUUGGCCAUCCUCUCCGGCAGUGAAGACGACACCGGUCUGUAACAAGUCAGGGCUGUUUGAAACAAUCGCGACAAUGGCAAUGGAA